AUGUCCGCCGAUCCAGAAGAUUGGAUGCUCGGGGAUCCCGACAUUGCAGAGUUCAAUCUACUCGCGUGUGCGAGUCUUUACAACGAACUGGUCGCAAAAGCCAGGGAUCUGGCACCGGCGAACUUCGCGGAUGGCGACCCAUUGCCCAUGCCAAAUUCGAUCAACCUCAUUCCUCACGAACGUCCAGACGAUGAGCUCCCAAGAGGGAAGUCACCCGCCCUGGAGCUAUUCCUCCAACAUUGUAUCGAAUCACAUUCAAAAGUUUGCCUUCUUCAUCUGCCACAAUAUGAGCCAGAAGGCGGCUUGUUCUUCGACCAACGUUCGAGUCGGGCAAGGAUCAUUGCCUUCCCUGGGCCUGAACGGGCUGAUGAUUACCAGGAUUGGUUGCCCUUGGAAACCAUUUUGAAGAAAUGGCUCAUGUGUUGGGAUCGAGGGCUGAUCACGUUAACCUACGACGAAGAAGAUCCCGGCGAUGAGUGGGGUCGCAGCGCCCUUCUCGGCUGGAACCACGAAAUGUACUACCGCGAUCACAUUCCGGAGACUUUUCGCGUAUGGGAGGAGUAUUUGGCUGCGAUAGAGGAGCGAGUGCCGGGCGAAGCAUUCGACACGACACCGGCACCGCCGCGGGAAAGACCCGCCAUGCGAAAAUCAUGCAGUGCCUCCACCACACUCGGGUCCGACCAUCAGCCAGACCAACCCAUGCCGGCAAAGCAAGACUUCCCCGAGGAAUGGUUCAUCCGUGCGCGGCAACCCGCCAGGCUGAAAUCCGGACGACCGCUCCGCAUCGCACCGGGCCUGAUCAUACCACCGGAUGCCAUGCGCGAAGCAAACCUCGACGACCCCGGUGACCACGAGAAAAUCAUCUUCCUCUCCGUCCACGACUCUUCCGGUCGCCUUCUCCCCGCCUGA
Molecule: messenger RNA, 909 nt
Organism: Dissoconium aciculare CBS 342.82
Lineage: Eukaryota; Fungi; Ascomycota; Dothideomycetes; Mycosphaerellales; Dissoconiaceae
Exons: 2
Coding region: 1-909 (302 amino acids)
Source: RefSeq, a predicted model, not a curated record